Molecule: messenger RNA, 2555 nt
Organism: Apis cerana (Asiatic honeybee)
Lineage: Eukaryota; Metazoa; Arthropoda; Insecta; Hymenoptera; Apidae
Product: heparan-alpha-glucosaminide N-acetyltransferase
Source: RefSeq, a predicted model, not a curated record
AAUUGGCAAGUGUUUGGCUUAUUAUAUAUUUCGCGGACGAGCGUCGAUUAGUCUUUGCUUUUCGUACCGUAACGAUUGCUCGACUUGUCUUUUUACUCUCGUAAUGUGUAUCUAUUUGCGAUUUUGAAGAAUUAUAUCAGGUUUCGAAGCAGAAUAGAUGCGAAUUAGUGCGAAUUAUUUCUAGAUUAUUCCAAGAUUUUCUAAAAUUUAUAGUAAAAUGGAGACUAUGGACGAGUGGUUUUGCGAUGAGGAAUCUACACUCGGUUACGACGAGGCUUGCAUCAAUCUACGAACGAACGACAAGGAUUCGAAUGCCUGGCUCUACCUGCUCUCCGCGGAUUGCGCGCUGUGCCCCUAUACUAGAACCAAGCAGAUCGUAUCAAAUUUAUCUUCCAGCGUGAUAAUCGAUACAGUCAGAUCCACGAGUUUCAGAAUUUUGGAUGCUGAAGAUCCUAACGAAUUUAUAUCCGCAAAGAAUACCAGCAACGUGAUCUGCGAGCUAACGCCGAACUUGGGACAGUUCGGGGUGUACGAAUUGUCUGUACAGAAUCGAAGCUGUAAUAUAAAAACUCUGAAUACGCCAACUUAUCCUUACACAGAGCUUCUCGUCAUUUUUGGAGUAUUGAUACUCGUUCUAUUCGGUCUUUCUGGCUUAAAAUCGUUAUGGAACGUAUGCAAGAAGAAAUGUAUGAAACGUCAAUUGGACGACACUGCGAUGAAACAACCCUCGAAACGUCGAGUGAAGGCGAUCGACACGGUUCGAGGGGCGAGUACAUUAUUGAUGAUAUUCGUGAACGAUGGAUCAGGUGGUUAUAGGAUCCUUGGCCAUGCGACUUGGAAUGGAUUACUUCCGGGUGACUUGCUGUUUCCUUGUUUCAUAUGGAUUAUGGGAGUGUGCAUCCCCAUUGCCAUGGCUAGUCAGAUGAAACGAAUGCUGCCGAAACAUGUGAUAUUGUAUGGAAUCGUGAAGAGGAGCAUCCUUAUGUUUUUAAUCGGAUUGUCUCUGAAUACUGUGAGCACUGGUCCUCAACUAGAAACUAUUCGCAUAUUCGGUGUUCUCCAACGAUUUGGCAUUACUUAUUUCAUCGUUGCUCUGAUAUACUUUUGCUUGAUGACGAGGAAACCCAAGAAGACCCAAUCUCCAAUGUUAAAAGAAGUGCAAGAUUUUCUUCUGCUUCUUCCCCAAUGGUGUGUAAUGCUGGUGAUUGUGGCUGUUCACUGUUUCAUCACAUUCUGCCUGAAAGUUCCAGGAUGUCCCACUGGUUACCUUGGUCCUGGUGGUCUUCACGAUGACGCGAAAUAUUUUGAUUGUGUGGGUGGAGCAGCGGGUUAUAUCGACAGAAUGAUACUCAAAGAACCUCAUUUGCAUCAUUCAGCCACGGUUUAUAAAUCUGGACCUUAUGAUCCUGAAGGAAUUUUGGGUACUCUCACAACGACAUUCCAAGUUUUUCUUGGCCUACACGCUGGCAUAAUAAUGAUGACUUAUAAAGAUUGGAAAGAACGUGUAAUAAGGUGGUUGACAUGGGCUGCAUUUUUCAGUUGUAUAGGAUGCAUUCUUCAUUUUACCAAUAUAAUUCCUGUUAACAAGAAACUGUGGUAUGUCUCCAAAAAAAAAAAAAGAAUAUUGUAUAAAUUGGAAUACAGAAAAACUGUUGUUGAUUUCAGGUCAUUAUCAUUCGUAUUCGUGACAACUUCUUUUUCUCUGGCCUUUCUCUCCGCUUGUUACUUACUCGUGGAUGUCAUUAAAGUAUGGAACGGUGGACCUUUUCGAAUUCCUGGUACACUUGGUUCAACUUUCACACAAUUAUGCAACUCUGAACAGGUUUUACGCCAAAACAAUUUAAUACCUGUUUGCAGACUUAAUUCCAUUGGAAAAAAGUCUGAUAUAUGGUUCAUAAAUAUCAUUACUUUUUUAUAUAACUUGGAUCUCUCCUCAAUUUCAUAUCUAAAAUUCUUUCUUAUUUAUUUAGUUUUAAUAUUAUUUGUUCAAUAUUUGAUUUUACCAUAGCUUGAAAUAUUUUAGAUAAUUAAAUUUAAAAUAUUAAAUUUAAAAAAAAUGAUAAUUGAAUUUUUAAAAUUGUAAGUUCUCAUAAAAUAAGCAUUAUUGUGUUAUACAUUUAGAAAAAUGACGAAAAGCUUAUUAAGAAAAAAUUUUUUGGCGUGCAAUUUGUUCUUUCGAAUGAAGAAACGAUUGUAUCAGUUCGAUUAUUUAUAGGCAUGAAUGGUUUACUGUUAUACGUCGGCCACAUGGUAUGCUACCAAAAUUUUCCAUUCCAUUGGAGCAUCGGUAACAUGGACAGUCGAGCACUGCAUUUAUGCGAAGCCAUUUGGGGUCCCGGAUUAUGGACUAUUAUUGCAUAUAUCAUGCACAGGAAACGCAUUUAUAUCACCCUGUGAUAAUCUACAUUUCAUAUUUUACUAUUAUUAGAUGAAGUAAAUUUUGUUAACGAUAUUUCAAAAGAAAACUAUUUUUUAAUUUUUUAUGUAUUUAUUCUUACCUUGUAUCAAAGAUAGACAAACUGAUUCGAAAUGAAGAUUAAAGUGAACUUUACAAA